AUGAUUAACUUGAAGAUUGUUAUCUCUGCCUUGGCCCUCUCAGCUCUCGCUGCUUCUGCCCCUACCCUCGGUAGGAGUUUCUCUAUUAACCAAGUUCCUAUUAAUGUUUCUCGUGUCCACCCAGCCGCUGAAUACGCUAGAGUUUAUCUCAGACAUGGUGUUAAUGUUCCUCAUCAUGUCGCCUUAGCUGCUAGGUCUCCUCAUGCCGACUCUGUUCCUGCCUACCCUUAUCCCCAUGAUGUUUUGUACCGUUCUCCUGUUAAAGUUGGUAAUGACAUAUUAUUACUCGCUCUUGACACUUCUUCGGCCGAUUUGUGGGUUAAGACUAAGUUCUCCCCUAGGGCUGGAACUCAUGUCUAUGAUCAAAGCACUGGUACCUUGCUGCCAUAUCAUCAUUGGCAGAUUAGAUAUAGUGAUGGCGGCAUUGCUGGAGGCGAUGUGUAUAAGGAUAUAGUUAAGAUUGGCGAUAUUACCUCAUAUGAGCAGGGUGUUGAAACUCUUCUCUACCUCCAUACGUCUCAUUCACUCCUUACGGAUGGAUUAGACGGUGUUGUGGGAUUGGCCUUCCCUAGCUUGAAUACAGUGCUACCUACACCGCAGGGAACUUUCUAUGAAAAUGUUAAGCUGAACCUCCUGACCCCUGUCUUUGCUGCUUCCCUUAAGCAUCAUGCACCUGGUAGCUUCGACUUCGGCUUUAUUGAUCACACGAAACACACUGGGGGAAUCCUCUAUAAGCAUGUUGAUCCUACCCGUGGAUAUUGGAAUAUUAGUUGUGAUGGAUACGCUAUUGGUGGUGGUGCGAUUACUUUUGAUGAGCCUUUCUACGCUGUAAUCGAUACUACUGGUAGUCUCGUCCUCCUUAAGGAAAGUAUUGUCAACAUGUACUACGUCAAUAUUCGCUCUGCUUUUUACUCUCUUGAGCACGGUGGGUGGAUCUUUGAUUGCCAUGAUCUCAUCCCUUCCUUUUCUGUUAGGCUUGGUAACUACAAAAUUACUAUUCCGGGUCCAUACCUGAAGUAUACAGAAAUCCCUGGUACUCCGCUUUGCUAUGGUGGUCUCCAGAAGAGCCCUCACGAUGACUACGGUAUUCUCGGCGUUAUGUUGCUUAAGACCCAGUACGUUAUUUUCGACGCCCGGAGUGGUAGACCUCCCCGGGUCGGCUUUUCUAAACAGCGGCCGCCGGUCUAA
Talaromyces marneffei is the source of this 1188-nucleotide messenger RNA. RefSeq lists its product as uncharacterized. Bases 1 to 1188 code for a protein of 395 amino acids. The transcript has 2 exons. Gene Ontology annotation, molecular function: aspartic-type endopeptidase activity. NCBI's taxonomy places the organism in Eukaryota, Fungi, Ascomycota, Eurotiomycetes, Eurotiales, Trichocomaceae. The record is from RefSeq and is a predicted model, not a curated record. Gene Ontology annotation, biological process: proteolysis.